GGAACGCCCGAUCCGAUUUAGCACCAAGUGAGGAAUUCAUUAUUGGCGGAUCUUAUAUAAUGUCCUCUUCCACACUUCGAGAAAGGCACAAAGAAAAUUCUACGCCGAGUUCGGGAAUAUCCAAAAAUGUUGAUCGCUCACAUCACGUUGCAGAGGAAUUUGUUAAUCUCAGCACCAGUGAUGAUGACAAAGGUCGAUAUCCAAACUCGUUAAUACUAUGUUUUCUAAUGACUUUUCGAAUACUUGAUGCUCUCGUGACCAGAACUUACUUUAAUCCCGACGAGUACUGGCAAUCAGUCGAGCAGAUUAGAGGCGCCGCUCAUCCGAUGAUUUUUGCGGUGCUGUAUAAAUGUCUGGAAGUCAUUGGAGUUGACAGUACCGAUCUUUUUAUUUAUUCUCCUAGAAUAUUGCAAGCGAUAAUUGCAGCCAUCGGUGAUUUUUACACGUAUCGUUUGGCUCAAAAGUUUUUUGGCGACUCAACUGCAAAGUGGACCCUGUUUUGCUCGGUCGUCUCAUGGUUUAAUUUUUUUUGUUCAAUUCGCAUGCUAUCAAAUGGUGUUGAAAUGGUAUUAACCGUCGCUGCCUUACAUUAUUGGCCUUGGCCUUCAUUGGCGACUUUAAAGAACUGGGAGAAUCGAAAGAAAGACCUGCGUCUUUCGUUAUGCCUAUUCGCAGCCUCGUGCAUCUUGCGUCCAACCAACGUGAUAAUAUGGAGCUUUCUUUAUGUCCAAUUGCUUCUGGAAACACUCCAAUCCAUCUCUCUAUUCUAUGGAGUGCAUCCUUGGCAUUGGUAUCUCACUCAAGGAUUGCCGGUGAUCCUAACCUCCUUAAUCUCAUUUAUCAUCUUCGGCAUACAAUCGUCAAUGAAAAAACCGCACGACUGGCAACAUGUCAAAUCUUUAUUGCAACUGAUCGGUUGGGUGGUGGCGGUAUAUAGCUUAUUAGGACACAAAGAAUUUAGAUUCAUGUACCCUUUGCUACCAAUAUUUAUCUUGAUCGCGGGUUAUGGGUUUCAGAAGAUUCAUGAUAACGUGAAAUCGGGCUCGGAUGAAGCAAGAACGCGUUCACGAAAGUAUUUGAAACUUUCCGUGUCAUUUUUUUUAUUAACCAAUAUACCUAUGGCCUAUUAUGCGAGCAUUGUACAUCAGAGUGGUGUGAUAGAGGUGAUGAAUUACCUGAGGAAGGAGGUGGACAAUGGUGGUGUGAAAGAUAUUGGAUUCUUGAUGCCUUGCCAUUCCACGCCGUUUUAUAGUAAUCUACAUAGGAGAAUCGACAUGUGGUUUCUAACUUGUGAACCUCCGUUAGGAUUACAGGACGUAAAUAAAUAUAUGGACGAAGCAGAUCAAUUUUACGCGAAUCCUUUGGAAUUUCUAACUAAUCACUUUGAACCUUCCGUCACCCUAUCGUCUUCCGUUCAUCCUAAUAGCACAUUGCGGAAGUGGCCAAGUCAUUUGGUAGUCUUUGAGGCAUUAAUGGACGAUAUCGGAUCGACAUUGUCGGCUUCAGAUUAUACGCAAAAAGGGGGACCUCAACGGUUAUCACAAAAAACAUGUCUACAGAUCAUUUCUUUGUUGGGAAAAAUAAUGGAUCCGGAAAAUUUUGUCGAUUUGCUGCUCGACCGUAUCGAAGCUAAUGCCACUUUUCCGCGACAUUAUUCAUACUUCCAUUUAUAUUUAAAACCUUUGACAAAAUCAUCAAAUGUCACAACUUCUAACCUUCCGAGUGGGCCUUUCAAUUCUUACUAUGACGUCCUUUUUGCUUACAUUUGUUCCGACCUUAUUGCGCCCAGUAGUGAACUCACGUUCAAUGGCAUUUUUCUGACGCACCUGUUGAUCAAACGACUUCGAAAUUCCAUCAACCCUAAAUCAUAUACUUCGAUAUUAAGAUUCUUUAACACUUUUACGUCGGAACCACAUAUCUACCCUUUUAGACCCUGCAUUACUAUGCUGAUCGUUCAAGUCCUUAAUCCAGGCAGAGUACCCGGGCAUACCAUACAUUGGAUUUUGUCGUUUAUACGUGAUGAGGCCACAUGGUUGUUACAAGAGGUUGAUCAAGAAACCGUUUCCUCACAGGCUUUCACAUCCGAAAACAUUUCAUCUUUUCUUUCCGAACAAUUCGGCAAGUUGUCGCGAACAUUGAUGUAUGAUGACCUUGAACUUUCUCGUUUUAUCGAAGGAUUCUCCAAGGUUACCAACAUUAAGGUGAAGAUUAGUCUCACAGAUGAAGAAGUUAUUGCGAAUCUAAAGUUUUACGGCUUCUGGAAUAUUCUUGAAUAUUCCAUUCACCAUCCCUCCGAACACAGAUAUCUUCAAAGCGAGUUGCUUGAACCGGAGGAUUUCGUAAAGUUUCAAUCAUUACGUGUGUUGUUCAAAAUUUACCGCUUUGAGCAUCCCGACCAAAUUGAACCGUUAACAAAUCAAAUGAGGAUUUCUCGGUUGAUCACACGAAAAGAGAUCGACUCGAUGACAAUGGACACUUACUUGGCGCAACUGAUGCAUGAUCAAAUCGUUGAUAUCCAUCUUGAUCACCUCGAAGUGUCAAAAUUAGAAUUAGAGCAAUGUCUUAAGAUCAAACAGGAUUUUGAAUAUGACAAUGAAUUUUGGAUGAAUACUUUGGACACGUGCACAUCGGACAUGAGACUGUCAUUCGAAAAAUUUUCAGCCUUGGAAAAUGAAGAAAUUAUAUUGAAAUUGGUUGAAGUUGCAGAAUUGGUCACCAAUGUUCCUUUAAGGAAAGCACAUAUAAGACAAUUUCAUCAGCUAAAUGUGACAUUAACCACAUCUACCAAGUUGAUAAACCACAAAGACAUCAAUCGAUUAUUCCUUGACAUCUGGUUAACUGCGUUCUCUCGUCUAUUUACUACCAUUCCGCAUUCAACUUCAUCUAAAACAUCUAACGAUAAUUUACUAAGUUUAGCAACUGUAUUUUUAUGUGCUUUUUGCGCGUCCAUGCAAUUUACUUGGUUACCACCCGUAAAAAACUUAUCUAAACCUCCUGCAUUGGUGUUUGCUCCGUUCUUGGAAGGUCUUUACAAAAUAUAUCAUGGAUUAAUGUUGGAUGAAGAAUUCGAGAAUGAAGUUAUUGAAUAUGUCUUUGGGACAAUCUUUGAUAAAUUAGGAUUGGAAUUACCGUUGGAAGUAUUGAUCAGGGAAUCGGGAGAUCUGGAGAAAAUUAUCACUAGAUGCACUCUGAUGUCUAUAUUAGAAGAACGUCUUAGGAACAUUAACUGUUACGAUCACGAGAAAUAA
Acaulospora morrowiae is the source of this 3248-nucleotide messenger RNA. Lineage: Eukaryota; Fungi; Glomeromycota; Glomeromycetes; Diversisporales; Acaulosporaceae. The record is from the annotation of a GenBank genome assembly.